AUGGACAAAUGGUUAAUAUUUCUAUUAUCAGUACUAUCUAUCGUAUGCUUUGGAUACGAGAAUUAUGAGGCAAAUCCGACAAAAUCCUCUCCAUUCCCUCAAACACCUCGUCCUACUCAACCGAAUGAGAUGGCGAAGCGAAGAUAUUCCCCAAGUUCGAGAAAUCCUAAAAAUUCAACGCCAACACCACGUAAAACAGCUUCCACCCAAUUGCUCGCCGAAACGGAACUCGAAGAGCCGACAGCUCAGACUUUGAUGAAAGCUUUGAUGAACAAGAGGGGAGAAAAUAUUUUGAGACCCCGGCGAAAUGCCUCGACAUCGGUGGAUGUCACGUUCAAAAUGGAAUUAUAUCAGAUCAUUGAAUUGAACGAACGACAACAAUAUGUGAAAGUGAGUGCGUGGAUCAUUGAGAGGUGGUACGACGAUUUUCUCUACUGGAAUCCGGAUAACUUUGAGAAUAUCACUGAAGUGAAAAUUCCGUGGACCCAGAUUUGGAUCCCGGACACUGUAUUGUAUAAUACUGUUGUGAUGAAAGACGACGAUCAACGACGUUUGAUGUACGCAAAGAUCACAACAAAGUACAAGGAAAAGCGCUCUUAUGUCGAAUUCCUCUAUCCAGCCAUUUUCACUUUCUCUUGCAAGCUCUACUUACAGUUCUUUCCAUAUGAUGUUCAAACGUGUCACAUGAUUUUUGGAUCUUGGACAUCGGAUAACAAAGACAUUGACUAUCAUCCGCACACAAUGGAGGUCGGAACGAGCAACUAUCUAAUCAAUGAGGGAUGGACGUUGAUGGGAACUCAAGUUGAACGACACGAAAUGAAAUACGUAUGUUGCCCAAACAAUUACACUCUUUUGGACUUCACUCUUUAUCUGAAAAGACGACCAUUGUUCUACCUCGUAAAUCUCGUCAUUCCAACAUUUAUCAUCACUUUAAUUGCGAUCACUGGCUUCUUUACGACAAGUUCAACUACCGAAGUCCGUGAAGAGAAAAUCUCAUUGUGCAUCACGACACUUCUGUCAAUGUCCAUUUUGAUGUUAAUGGUUUCGGAUCAAAUGCCCUCGACUAGCACUUUUAUUCCAUUGAUCAGUUGGUUCUACAUGUGCGCUAUUGUAAUCAUCUCGGUUGGAGCUAUCGCCGCCUCGUUUGUGAUUUCCAUUCAGAAGUUUGGAAGACUAGGCAAACGAAUGCCAAUGCGGAUGAUCAAAAUCGUGCGUUUCAUCAGUCGAGUGGCAAUGGUGCGAAUCCCGGCCCAUCUCAAGCCAAAGUCGACUUUAAUGAACAAGCGUCACUUUCGUUAUAAAUUCAAGGAUGAGUCGCGGAAGUCGACAAUUGCCCAAUUCGCCAAGUAUUUCUUCUCGGCCGGCACGGAAAUGGCUGCUUAUCCGAUGGGAGAUUACGCAAAUAAUAAUGAGCCGCUGAUCCAGAAUGGAACUGUUGACAACAAAGCGAGCAAGAUCGCAAGUCCGACCACAGUGACUCCAGCAGAACAUGCCCAAUUCCGAGCGAGAGCCUUUUCGAAAGUGGCCAGUGAAGCUGAUGGAGAAGACAAAAUUGAUUUUGAUGCGAUUGAAAAGGAAGUUCGAGAGAUGGAAAUCAAAAGGGAACUCUCAAAAAUCGAAUAUGACUGGUUGGCGACAGUGAUUGAACGAUGCACUUUCUUGCUGUUUCUCUUGACGUUCUUGGCGGUUGCUUUCGGAAUCAAUAUAAUCGGCUUUGUUCACUGGUACAACGCGAGACCGCCUCUUUCAGCGACGAGAAAUCGAGAUCCGCUUUUCGUCUUCGGGCCACCAUUUGUCCAUGGAUCGGGUUCC
Messenger RNA from Mesorhabditis belari, 1812 nucleotides. The record is from the annotation of a GenBank genome assembly. Lineage: Eukaryota; Metazoa; Nematoda; Chromadorea; Rhabditida; Rhabditidae.